Molecule: messenger RNA, 4015 nt
Organism: Cylicocyclus nassatus
Lineage: Eukaryota; Metazoa; Nematoda; Chromadorea; Rhabditida; Strongylidae
Source: the annotation of a GenBank genome assembly
CGGAAGUUCGUUUUUUGCAGGCCUUUCCAUCACUUAAACGGCCUCCGAAAUGUCGUUUUUCGGUAAAAUGAAAAACUUAUUUCGGGGCCCUGCCGUGGAAGAAUCCAAGCGACCUCUGCCAUCCAUUAUUGAGGUAAAUGUAAAUCCAAAAGACUAUUGGGAAAUUGUUGGAGAACUCGGCGAUGGUGCUUUUGGAAAAGUUGAAAAAGCUGUCUCGAAAUCAGACAGGAAUCUCUACGCUGCUGCUAAAGCCAUUGAAGUUCAGGAAGGAGAGCAGCUGGAGGACUUCCUUGUUGAGAUAGAUAUAUUGACAUCAUGUAUACAUGUGAACAUUGUCAAACUAUAUGCUUGCUAUUUCUAUGAGAACAAGCUUCACAUGAUGCUGGAGUUCUGCGGAGGUGGUGCGGUUGAUGCAAUUAUGAUAGAGUUAGAAAAGCCACUCACAGAAAAGCAGAUCGCUUAUAUCGCGAGGUAUACCUGCGAAGCGGUAGCUUUUCUACAUGAUUGCAACGUCAUUCAUCGCGAUCUCAAAGCCGGUAACAUUCUUCUCACUAGCGAUGGAAUAGUGAAGCUAGCCGAUUUUGGAGUCUCUGCAAAGCUCAAAGAUAGAAAUGAAAGGAGGGACACUUUUAUCGGCACACCAUAUUGGAUGGCUCCAGAAGUCAUGAUGUGUGAAACGUUUAAAGACCAGCCCUACGAUACCCGCUCUGACAUUUGGUCAUUUGGCAUCACUCUCAUCGAAAUGGCGCAGAUGGAGCCUCCUCACUCCAAUGUGUCUCCCAUGCGUGUGCUGAUAAAGGUUCAAAAGUCAGCUCCUCCUACUCUUGAGAAUCCUUCCAGCUGGUCCAUAUUUUUUGUCGAUUUCCUUUCUCACUGCUUGGUAAAGGAUCCUUUGGAAAGGCGAACGGCCAAGCAACUCCUUUCCCAUCCUUUUAUCGUAAAUGCCACUGAUCGCCACCCAGCGUUGGCUCUGUUAGCCGAGGUAAAUGCUGAGAUUCAAGAGGAAGUAGUCAUCGAUGAUGAUCGUGCAAGCUGUGACGAGAGUUGCGCAGAUUCAGAAGAUCAAGAUAAUACAAGGUCUGUGGUCGUUUCUGAAGACUCGGUCUGGGCUCCUGUUGCUCCCAUUCCCCAACCAAAAGACAGUGUUCAACAAUCAGGGGAUUUAGUGCAGAAAAAGCGAGCCGCUCCACCUCCGCCUGAUGAAUCUAUCGUAAAACCUGCAGUAAUCGAGAAGAGAUUCUCUGAAAAGGAGCUGUAUGUUCAGCCUUCACCUCAGCAGGCUAAGGGAGCAAACGAUCUUGUCAGCCCCGGACGCGAAGCUCUCAACAUCCUUGAUGACUUAAAUGUUACUCUUGACAAUCAAAAUUCGUCACCCGCUCCUGUACUUAGCGACGAUGCCUACAGUCAAGACUCUCUCAAGCUUAUGCCAGACCUUGCACACACUACCGAGAUUACUGUGCACAGCCCUGCUCCGCAGCACAAAAUCAAAGAUGUCGUCGGUGCUGCACGUGCAGCGACAAACACUCCUAGUCCACAGUUACCUAGAAGUCGUCAAGAUGGAUCUCUUGCUAGUUCUUCUGAGAACGUAUAUUCACAGAAUUCGUUAUCGAAGGCUGCUUCACAGCAGAGCGUUCAUGACAAGGCGGUAAUAAAAGUUGGAAUGGAUGUUCCUUAUGUACCAUUAUCGAGCGUGAUUGCGCCUGGAUACAGUACAACAAAUGAAACAGUUAUUGAGAAGGAGACAUCGAGGAUUGACAUACUUGCUCAGGACAAGCGUUCAUUAUCCUCUUCGACCGACUACGAUGCCCCCACAAUAGGACAAAGCUUCCAGGGACAAGCCAUCCAGAGGCCUUUUAAUCGGGCUGGUUCUCUUCGUGGCGUUCCUCCUCAACAAGCAGAAAUUACAUCCUCUCCGCCUCCCCAAAAUGUUGGCAGAGUCCAGAAAUCUAGAACGGAACCACCACUGCACUACAUUGGAGUUUCUACCGGGGAAUCCAGUCGCAAUGUACAGGAAUUCAACUAUUCAGAGCAUUUUCCGGCCGGUCCCAGUACAGAAAAUGAAUAUUUUGCUCCUUCGACUACUGAGAAAAAAGUACCACCUCCAGAGCCUCCUGUUGACUACAACGAUCAGCAGAAUUCUAAAGAGAAUGCGCCUCCGAUUUCUCUACCGAGGGAUGUUCCUCUUUCAUCUAUAGUGCAGGGUCCUAGGACGCAAGAUGUACAGCAUCGUUUAGCAAAGGAAGGCGGAGAUGCUGGAGUGGGAAUAAGAAAACAUCCGCAUAGGCAGACCGUCACAAAGAAAACUCGUACUUACACCAUUGAUGGGAUGCAAGUCACAUCUACAACAAUGCAUGUGCUUGGUGCAAAAGAAGAUAUGCAGAUGAGGAAACAGCAACUUCAAGAUUUGCGAAGGCUUCAGCGAGAAGAAGCUCGUCAGAAGCAAAAGCUUCAGCUCGAUGGCGCCAACUUGGUCGAACAGCAAGGGCGAAAGUUCCAGCAGGAGAAAGCUAUUUCUACAAGACAAUAUGAAAUCGAUAUGGAAGCAAUGGAACGUAAGCAGAAGCGGGAAAUUGAGGAGGCAGAAAAGUCACAGGAAGAAGAAAUGAGACAAGUUCAAAAGCGCCUCAAAUACGAGCAGGAAAAGGAACUGCGUGCUUUCAAAGACCGAUUGAAGCAAGAAAUGAAGAUAAUGAAACAGGAAAUGGAUAUGCUACCUAGGCAGCAAAGAAGAGAUGCAGUACGGAUGAAGAAGGACCAAAUGGAGCACGAAAAUCACAUGAAGGAAGCUGACUUCAUUACGCAGUUACAAAAGAAUGCCGAAGCAACACUUACAAAAAUGACGCAGAGGCACAAGGAGAAAAUGGCUACUCUUGAAAGACAGUUCCUUAUGCAAAAGCAUCAUCUAUUGAGAGCUAAGGAAAACAAUGACUGGGAACUUGAGGAGAAGCAAAUGGGAGAAAGGUACGAUCUUCAAAGGAAAUUAUUCAAAGAUGAGUACUUUUUGCUACGCACGCAGAUGCUAGCAAGGCAUCAGAAAGAAUUGGCCCAAGCUCAAAAGAUCAACCAGGAAGAAGAGGAUGAACUUGAACGAGCCCUCGCACUAGAUCGGAAAAAACUUCCAAAGAUGCUACGCAAUGAGGCAAAGACUCGUAGCGUCAUGUUCAAAGAAAGUCUUCGAAUCAGCAUGCAGUCUAUGACUCCAGCUGAAAUGGCUGAGAAGCUAAGACGUUUUGAUGAGCAUGAAAAUAUGCGAAUCAGGAACGCUCUAGAAGAACAUGAUCUGAAAAGUGCUAAGAAGAUUGCCCAGCUGAAAGAAAAACAUCAACAAGCGAUGAAUGAGCUCGACGAGAUGCAGAAUGAAAAGAGGAAGCAAUUGUUGGAAAAAGAGCGUAAUACUAUGCAGGAACAUGAGAAGCAGUAUUUGAGUAUGAGAGAGCAGUGGCAAGAUGAUUUGGCUCCAAGAAAACUGAUGCUGGAAAGAAGAUUCCAAGAAGAAAUGGAGGCUCAAGAGAGAUUUUAUGGUAUCCCUCUCGGCGGUACGAUAGCUUCAACUCCGAUUCUUCAAACGCGUCUUCAUUGAUUCUCAAAAGAAAACCCUAGCUCAAAAUUGAUUAUUGAUGCAAAAAUUCAAGAGUGAUUUUAUUCUCCUCAGGUGUCAUCAGCUUUGAUUUUAAUCAAAUAUAUCGAAAUUUUUGAGAACCAUAUCCUUUACUCUGAAAUGCUAACUUUAAUUAGCAAAUUGUCACUGGUGCUGCCCGAAUGCUCCGGUUUUCAAUCAUUUUCACUUAACUUAUUAGUGUAUGGAAUGAUUCUCUUUAAUCUAUACAAGAAUCCCUACGGUCCAUCACCAAUCAAAUUGCCUUCGUUAUAAGCCUUGUUAGCCAUCCGUUACUGUCAAUUGCUGAUUACGAGUUUUCCUGUUGGCCUUGACAUCACUAUCAGUCGGUUAUGGUGUACUUAACAAACAUUAGUCUUGUCUGAUAUAUGGAAAGAGAAUAAUAAAUUUAUGCGAAUA